Nilaparvata lugens (brown planthopper) is the source of this 544-nucleotide messenger RNA. RefSeq names its product transmembrane protein 186. Lineage: Eukaryota; Metazoa; Arthropoda; Insecta; Hemiptera; Delphacidae. Gene Ontology annotation, cellular component: mitochondrion. The record is from RefSeq and is a predicted model, not a curated record. The transcript is spliced from 3 exons. Bases 50 to 499 code for a protein of 149 amino acids.
GCAAAAGCAAGGUUAUGUUGUUUAUCGUAAAAUUGUGAGGAAUUCGAAAAUGAAGGUGUUUGCGAUUAUAAACAAACUAAAUCCCCAUUUUCUAAAAUCGUCAGCAGUAGCCUUACCUACAGUCGGUGGAAUUCUAUAUUGGCUAAAAUUCUUGGAUGAGAAACAGUUACUUGGAUUUUUUGUUAUAGCUACAACUUUCAUCCUACCUUUGCAGGUUUUCUCAUAUGGAAGUCAGCGGUUGAUUGGCUUCAUUUAUUUGAACAAGGAGAACGAUCAGGUCAAGAUAUCUUACAUCACUUACAUGGGAAACCGGGAGGACAUUGUCCUGCCCAUAGAAAGCAUUAUGUCCUUCAGUGACAUGCCUGUCACGCCCUUCGACUAUUUGUACAAGAAAGUGAGGACUUUUGAUUCGAAUACAGUUUAUAAAAUUGAUGUAAGGUUUGGUGAAAUUUUGGAUGACGAUGGAUUUAAACUAGUCUUUGGAGAAUACAAAAAAUGAUUUUUGUGAGUUGUUGUUAAAAUAAAUAGUAAAAUGAAAAAGUGA